AUGUCGGCAUCGCUUGAUUCGGCUUUGGAUCCAAUGGAAGAGAUCCGUUUUCGAAAAAAACAUAGUAGGAUGUGGAUGGAAAUUCAAAGGGAAACACAUUUUACUUUUGACGAAUUGGAGCAGGUAAUGGUCAUCUUUUUUAAAAUACAAAAGCGUGAUGAGAAACCAGCCGCAUCUGAUUUGAUUUCCAGGGCUCAUUUCCGCGAUGUGUUACACACGGGUCUCGGAAUGACGGACGCGUAUAUGGUGGAGCGAGUCAUGGUGGCACUCGACAGAGGGACAUCUCCUUACGUAACGAUGUCAACGUUCGCCAAAGCGUUGUCGCUUUACCUUCGCGGCUCGUUGGAGGAGCGGAUUACAUACGCAUUUACGUGUUAUGACUUACUGGGGGAAGGACAUUUGAGGAGGGAGACAAUGUACCAGCUUAUGAAGAAGAGCUUGGCAAGGGCCUCUCGAGAUGACGACGUCGAAGAAGCUGUUAAGGAGCUGGUCGAUAUUAUGCUGAAGCGUAUGGAUGUGGAUCUCGAUGGUGUGAUCAACUUCCAGGAUUUCCAUACAGCGGUGACAAGGACUCCUUCACUGCUGGAGCUUCUGGGCUACUGUCUCCCUGAACGAUCUGCGGUUUACACUUUCCUUUGUACUUGGUGUCCUAAUUGGGGAAAAAUGUAACCUAAUCAUUGAGUUGUAAGUAUGUACUGCGUACUAGACAAGCUUAAUAAACUUAAACAAUACACACAUCACUGUCUUGCCCCAAAGCAAGCUUUGCUUAUAUUAGGGAUACCAGCGAAGAUAGCUGAUUUAAUUAUAAAUAUACAUACUAUAUGUAAAUGGUAAUAUAAUGUAUAAAUUGUGGGAAAAAUAUACCAAGUGACAUUGGCGUAGUAAACUGUACCCAGUUGAUGCAGCAGCAAGCAAUAAAAUCAAAAAAAUAAUUGAAUAUAACCUAUAAUAGGGUAGUAGAAUUUAAUAUAAAAAACAAUAUUAAUUACGAAUAGUACAAGGAAUAAGGAACCGAUAUAAUAUAUCGUUACCAAUUAAUAAAAGUUAAAUAUUUCUUAAAUAACUUAAUUUUUAAAAUCAUGUAUUUUUUAAAAAUUCCAAACGCCUAAAACGCUGUCGCCCAUUUUGUGUCACUUGGUGUGCUAAACGUUAAACUAAUUGAUAGCUAUUUUUUUUCGUUAAACGCUUCGUUUUGAUAAAGUGACGUCAUGAAACAGUUGAAAUAUACACCGACAGGCGUUUUGGUUCGUAUUAUCAAAAACAUAUUUAAAAACUAAAAUUUUCAUGUAAUUAUCUAAUCAUCACGACUCAAAAAGUAUGAAAAAAAAAAUUAAAUCUAGUAGCACAAUAUUGAUCAAUUUAAGGCCAUAUAAUACAAAGAGUCAAUUAACCUAUUAACCAUGACAUUAAAAUAUGUGGCGUAACUAGAUACUCGUAGCUUAGAAAAUAUUGUUUUCUUGUCGUGAAUAGCGUUACUCUCGAUAAAGUAAGCUAUCAAGAAACUCUUUUGUUGAACAGAAUACAGUGGUGAUGAGUCGUGUCUUCUCUAGUACGUAUUACAAACAUAUAGCUCACAGCAUUUUACUAUUACUUUUGAUACAAAAUAUACUUGAUGAUAUAUGAUUAUUUUUA
Messenger RNA from Bicyclus anynana (squinting bush brown), 1632 nucleotides. Its product is annotated as calaxin-like. NCBI's taxonomy places the organism in Eukaryota, Metazoa, Arthropoda, Insecta, Lepidoptera, Nymphalidae. Gene Ontology annotation, molecular function: calcium ion binding. The record is from RefSeq and is a predicted model, not a curated record. The transcript has 5 exons. Bases 1 to 669 code for a protein of 222 amino acids.